Molecule: messenger RNA, 3227 nt
Organism: Chelmon rostratus (copperband butterflyfish)
Lineage: Eukaryota; Metazoa; Chordata; Actinopteri; Chaetodontiformes; Chaetodontidae
Gene: xkr5a
Product: XK related 5a
Exons: 7
Coding region: 64-2007 (647 amino acids)
Biological process (GO): apoptotic process involved in development; engulfment of apoptotic cell; phosphatidylserine exposure on apoptotic cell surface
Cellular component (GO): plasma membrane
Source: RefSeq, a predicted model, not a curated record
CCCGAACUGAAGGAUGUCCAGGAUCAUGUCCCCGCGUUCCUCGCUCCCCCGCCGAUCCCGACCAUGAUAAACGCCGUUGGGGCGGUCGCCCGCAGGAUGCCGUCCGCGGCUCGGCGGAGCGGAUGCUGGAUCGCGUGGUGCCAGGCGGCGCUGCUCGGCGCGUCGGCGCUGGUUAUCGUGGCCGAACGGAGCGCUCUGAUCUACUGUAUAGGGUUUUACCUCUGGAACGAGGAGACGCAGUGGGCAGGCCUCACUCUUGGCCUCUUCCUACCAGGGACGGCAGUUCAACUGCUGAGUAUGAAGUGGUACUAUGAUGACGGCGAUGACAGGCGAUGCUACCUCUCUGUCAUACACAUACUGCACUUGGGCAUCUUCAAAAGGUUAUGGGACUGCAUUAGGUCUGUGUUGCACAGGCAGGACUCGGUGGCUGAGCUGGGAGCUGCUGUCAUGCAGCAGGCGGAUGCGGCUGCCCUUUGGCUGCUGGAGGCCCUCGUCCUCACGCUGCCUCAGAGCCUGCUGCAGGCCUAUGUGGUUGUGUCCACUGAUGUGGGCAUCAUGUCCCCAGUGGCCUAUUGCUGCGGUCUGUGUGUGCUGUCUAUUUCCUGGGCGCUGGUGCUGUACAGCAGGGCCUGCUGUCUGAUACGACCGGGCCACCUGGCCAUGCCUCCGGCUGCCCUGCUGUGCCAGCUGGUGUGGAGGGCGGGCAUGCUGGGUGCGAGGGUGACUUGCCUCAUGUUCUUUGCUAGAGUCUUUAACUGGUGGGUCUGCGGAGUGGCAGGUUUCCACUGGCUCACGGCCUCCUUCUGGCUGGUAUCGCAGCAGCCAGACAUCUGCACUGGCCCAUGGUGUUGGCGUGCCUUUAACGGCAUCAUGGGGCUGGUCCACGUCUUCGUCUUCCUCAACGUCAAAGACGGACCCUCACGCUUCCGCAUGGCCAGUUUUUAUGCAUUCAUGCUCAUAGAGAACGCCACUCUGCUGCUGGCCGCCUCCGACUUCCUGAGCGAAGCAUCAUGGGACAGCAUGACCCUUCCCACCACUGUGCUGUGUAGCUUUCUCCUUGGCGCUACCUCUCUUGUCUUGUACUACCGGUUCCUUCACCCCAAGUCAACAGAGAUCUGCCAGGGGACCAACCACAACCACAUGGGCAGCACGUGUAUAGAACGAGGGGAGUCCUCCUUCUCUCUCGGGGACAAAAGCCUGCCAGCUGCCUCUAUUCAAAACCACGGCAGCUUCUCCCUCUCAGGUGUGGCUGGCUCUCUGCUUGAGCACCCAGGGACCUGUGGGGGCCGGCCUAACAGCUCCUGCCCCUGCUACCACCACCACUGGCUCCUAAUCCGGCUGGCUCUGAAAACGGGAGACCUGGGGAAGAUCAACCGAGCAUACGGGGCCGGCGGAGCAGCGGCCAUACUGGACAUGGAGGAGUACAACCAAGAGUUUAAGAGUAACGAGGGCAUUACUAUCACAGCAGGGGGCAGCUGCGGGGGCGUCUCCACCUCAGAGUCUCAGGGAAGAGGCCUGGCGCCUCUCUCGGACUGCAAAGACGAGUUCCAGAGCGUCAGCGAGCCCACGUCGACCGAACAACCUGAAGAGGAGGACGACAGCCUGGAGAUGGAGAGCCCGCUGGAGUCGCCCGCAUCAGAUUUCAAACGUAGCUCACCCGAGGGCAAGUCUGUGUUUGGAGACAGUCCGGAGCCGUACUUCUGCCCAACAGAGUCGAGUUCAACCUUAUAUUUCAGCGCCGAUCCUCAGUCUCCCAGCAGUGCCAGUAACCCCCGCUUAGACCGGGACGUUGGGGGUCUGGAACAGGGCGUGCGCCUCAACUCAAUCCCCAGCGAUCCAGCCCUUCACAGAGAUAUCCGCGGGCUCAUGGGCCGGGUCGGGCCACGCUGCACUUCCACUCCUAAAUUAGACUCUGGAGUGCAGGACUCCCCGUCUUCUGUCCCCCAUCUCACAGGUCCCAGGAGGCAGCUUAUAAUGUCCCGGAGAGAUGAAGACGAUAACUUCUAGCUAUUAAGACAGCAUCAGGGAAAUAGCAGCAACUACUUAUCCAACAUUAAAGUACACCAGCUUUUUUGGAAGGCGGCUUUUUCAUCUGCUGUAGGAUGAGAAGGCUGGCACAAAUUUCACCUCUAUAUGUCCAUAUAGUCACUACACUGUGGGGCAUGGUAUAUGCAACAGUUUUGGGAUAAUGCUAAGCUAGCCUUCUCAAAUCAUAACCAAUUUUCUAAAAGCAUUGCUUUGCGCAAAUGCGCGGCACACAGAGGUGAAACCUUCAGUGGUGUUCAUUAGACAUGAGGGAGAUAAUUAAAGAGCCACAAAGGUGGUGUAUGGAGCUCAGACACACCUUCUACUUCUCUACAUCCAACAUUUUUCAACUCUUGUGGCAGCAAUUAAACUUUAAGCCUCAAGAAUCAUACUGUGCAAAAAAAAAAAAAAAGAGUGACUACUGGUUCUGCCAGAUUGCAACUACAUAUUAAAGAAGUAGCCAUGAGUUAUAUCAAAACGUAAGUAAUAUGCAGCUGUUUUAUGAUCUCGAACAACUCUUGAUCACUAUAUCACAUGCUGAAACUGCUGUUGUUCAUGUUAAUAAUUGCCAGCAGUUGGAUCUGAAAGGGAGUGUGUGACCUCUGAAUGCAUCUCAGCGUCAAGCCAGAGCUUUGUUGGCUUCUUAAAAGCACAAGUAUCUUCUGUACCAUACGUCUGUUGCUGUGAUUUUUUUUUUUUUUUUGUUAUUCCCAUACAAAAAAUAAUAAUAGUAAUUCCCUGAUGCCCUCAGAGAAUAAUACACUGUAUUUUUUGUAUAAUCACGUCAGCUGGCAUUGCUUCGAGCAGGGCUUGUCAACCUGGCAAAACCGUGUUUGAUGUUUUAACUUUAUUUACAUGUUGACCAUGUAAUUGCAAAAAAAAAAAAAAAAAAGUUUUGGGGAUUUACAUUGUGUUUGGAAGAAAAAAAAAUCAUGUCUCAGGCACUGACUUUAAAAAGCUUUCAAAUGUCUACUGUGUAACAAAAUGAAAAGAUGCUUAUGAGGCACUUGUGGUGACUCUUUUUAUGUGCUUUUGAUUGCUAUUUCUAGGGGGACAAAUGCAUUUUUGCUCAUUACUGUUCUGUAAAAGGGAUGAAAUCCACCAACAAAGCAGUGAAGUGAUGCUGGGUUUUCUCUUGCGCCCAGGUGACUGCCUAUAUGAAACUUUGAACUGUGAAGUGUAAGGCCACUGGUGGCUUUGAA